Messenger RNA from Elaeis guineensis (African oil palm), 2598 nucleotides. The record is from RefSeq and is a predicted model, not a curated record. Lineage: Eukaryota; Viridiplantae; Streptophyta; Magnoliopsida; Arecales; Arecaceae.
AUGGCGUGCAUGGCGAUCCAGAGCUGGACCUUGUCCUCCCUCGUGGGGGCCUACCUCGACCUCGCCCUUGCCUACCUCUUCCUUUGCGCCUCCGCCCUCACCUUCCUUGCCUCCAAGUUCUUGGCUUUCUUCGGUCUCGCCUUGCCAUGCCCAUGCAAUGGACUCUUCGGCCAGCCACGCUGCCUCCAAGCCCACCUCGUCGACUACCCUCCCAACAAAAUCGCUGCGGUCCAUAUGUCUCUGCGCGGCCGAUUCCCCUUUGAUUGCCCUCACUGCAGCCACCGCUACGACGUCGACUCCUUGACAGAUGGUGGUGCGGAGGAGUCGUGUGGAUCCACUUCUAACGAUACCCCCAACUCCAAGAAGAGAGCCUCCCAAGAAGAUGUCAAGGGUGAGGGGUGUCGUUUUGGAGAGAGGCCACCAUUGGUCCCUCGCCGGCGGCGACGCCGGAGGCCUCCUCUCAGCCGAGCAAACCCUCCACCAGCCUCGCCCACUCCGCCCCCGCAGUUGUGGGGGGGGCAAGGGGAGGGCACUCCCCGCCUGUCCUUCGGCACUGAUGGCCAGAUGCAACGGGGGGUGUCUGAAGAAAGCGGAGAUGGUCUUUGCCUUUUUGGUGAAUGCAUUGGAUUCGACAAAGGAGCUGCUUCUGCUACUGAAUGUAAUUUUAUGGAGAAGGAUGCAUCUGCUGGUGCUAAAGAAGUAAGUGGAUCCGAGGGAAAUGUGACUACUGUUAUAAGAAAUUUGCAACGGGCGCUUAAAAAGGAGCAGUGUGUUCAUGCCGCUCUCUCCCUGGAAUUGAAGAAAGAGAGAAGUGCUGCUUCUACUGCGGCGGACGAAGCCAUGGCAAUGAUACUGCGCCUCCAAAAGGAAAAGGCGGAGAUUGAGAUGGAAGCUCGGCAGUACCGAAGUAUUGUUGAAGAGAAAUAUGCUUACAACGAAGAAGAGAUGGUGAUUCUUAAGGAGAUCAUUGUUAGACGGGAAAGAGAGAAUCACGUCUUAGAGAAAGAAGUUAAUGCGUAUCGGCAAAUCAUGCUUAACGGUGGGGACCAGCAAGCUGAUAUUGAUCUGCAUGAUAUGAUGCAGAUGAUCGCCCAGAAGCCUGGUUCUUCAUGUGAUCCAUUGGAUGAAUCAAUGCUGAUGUUACAACAGAUCUAUGAAUCUGUUGACAAGAAGGAAGAGGUGGACGGUAUGUUCCACCAGGUGGAUGAUACUGGGCCUUUGGUUGGUGAUUGGCAAAACUGGACUAUUGGUUUUGGCAAUGAAUGCAUGUCUGAAAAUAACGUAGGCCAUUCAAUUCAUGGGUAUGUUGAGCAGGAUGAUAGCAUGAAACGGCUUCAUGAAGAAAUUUUGGCUAGUGGAGAUGAAAAGAACAUCGAGUUCCAGGAGAAGGGCAUGGUGGCAAUGCACGAGGUUACCUCGCAUUUGACUGAUGAAGAUGGUGCAAGGAUAAGAGAAAUUGAGAUGAGACUUCCUUUAGGCCAAUUAGAUAGGGAGAAAGUCCAAACUUCUUGUCAAACAUGUAGUGGUUUAGCUCAUGCUGAGACUGGAGUAUGUGUCCAUGAUGUACAUGUCAUUGAUGACAAAACCCAUUUGGGUGACAAGAGACAUACAAGGGAAAUAGGUGCAUCUCGGGAUGCUGAUGUGAAUAAUGAAUUAUAUCGAACUAAGUCUGUUGAUCGUUCAACUAGAAACAAAGUUACAGGACGGAGUGCUGGGAAACUCAACAUUCGUAGGAGUUGCUCAGAUGUGACAAAGAAGGGGCAAGCGAUGGGUGGUUCUUGUGAGAAAGCUUCAUGUUUCGAUUUGAGGAGUCAUUCCAUGUCUGCAGUUGACUAUGAAAGGUUAAUACUAGAAAGUGAAGUUGAGCUCUUAAGGAAAAGACUAAAGAUCAUUCAACAAGGAAGAGAACGGCUGAGCUUUUCUAUAGAGCGCAAAAAGGAAUCUGACCAGUUGCCGCUCUCGGAGGAGAGAUUAUGUCAACUUCAAGAGCUUAAACAAGUAACAAAAUCUGAAAAAAGGUUUCGCCAGGCUUCUUUGCCACCUAAAUCAUCCAAGGUCCUUCAAGUACAGACACUGGAGGGAUUUGAGAUAUUUAGUACCUUGUGGGACAUCCCUUAACACUGAUAGGCCAUUUAGGACAAGGAUCUCCAGGCUUUCCAUGGUGCCAUCCUCUACCUCCACAUGAUCAAGUUUCUGCAUAUCGAUUAAUGAUAGCUGCUUCAACUUAGGGAACCAUCCUGCAUGAAACAAUAGUUAGUUCCCGUUAUAUGCCUCUUGAAGUGUGAGAUAUACAAGGUUGGGCAACUGAGAGAGGGAUUCAAGUGGAUCCUCUUCUAGCCCACUCCAACCAAGAUAUAAUUUUCGAAGGCUAGCUCCAAGAGUACGAAAUACAGGCAAUGGCACUUUUCCUUUAUCUAGUCGCCCAUCCAGAUGAAGCUUUUGAAGAUGUGGAUGUUGAGAUUGAAUUACCUAGCCUUCUAGUUGGAGGAUCUCAUUCUCAUCGCUUGCUUUGAGGGCAAAUUAAUUUGGAAAGGUAGUGCAUCUUUGAUAAAGCGGUGCAUAGUUUUUUACAAUAAAUCCCAUGUACUUUCCAUAUCA